AUGAGUGUGUACAAGCCAGGGAUAGCUCCGAUCAAGGCACAGUUCCUGCGCACCGCUUGGCCAGCGAGGAGCGAGGCGCUCGACGGGAGUACCGAAACAGGCGCAGAUUCGGAACCAACAGCAUUUGUGCCAGACGACGAGCCUGAUGGCAAGCCUGAGCAAGAGAAUCCGACUGAUGCCGCUGCUCCCACAACCUCAAGCGGGGCAAAUCGUGCACAGGAUGGCGAGCAAGACAAGCCACGGAAACGAGCGCGUGGCCAGAACAAGGGCCGCACAUUUACACGCACCGAAGACAAUAUUGCUUUGUGUACCCAGAUUGCCACAGGUCGUGACGCGUGCAAGUUCGGCGACUCUUGCAAAUUCACACACGAUCUUUGCACCUAUCUUGAACAGAAACCGCGCGACAUCGAAACGCCGCCGCAUCCGGUCUCAUCGCACGAAUGUGUGCGUUUCGUCCCCGCCGAUGAGCGCGACGUCUACCUUGCAACGUUGUAUGAACACGCAGUGAUGCAAGAUACAAAAAGGAUCAAGAAGAAUACCGAUGUAACUGCUGAUGCGCAUCCGGCGAGCGGCUCAACGACACCGUCGGCACCGACGGCACCGACGACCCACGACACGGUCCAGGCUUCUGUCGUAUUGGGCACGACCUGUCCGUAUUUUCAAGAGCGUGGUACAUGUCCCAUGGGAUGGAAAUGCCGUUUUCUCGGGGCUCAUGUGCGCCGGCUCAGUGCAUCAUGCCGCGUCUUGGGCGCAGAGGCACAAGGCAUGCUCGGCACAGGUCUCGAGCUGGUGGAGGAUGAGGCGAAGAAGCACGCUUGGCUACAUCGGUCUCCCUAUAUGCGAAAUGAGGCACAGCCUGAAUCGGACCAAGUGAACUGGCUUGCAUCCGAUGUGGCACGGCGCCUCCGUUCACGCAAGUACACGUUCGACAAGGCACCUGCCAUCACGUCGGCGCUCCGGAAAGAAGUCGACAUGCUAUCUGCGAUGACGCCAGCUGAGGCGGCCAGCACAGAAGUGGGCAAAGGACCACUACGAGUCAACUACGAGCAUGAGCGUCUCGUUGCAGACCCGUCCGCAACACUCGAGGCGUGUGAAGAUGCGCUGCGGAAUGGUGGCAAUGACGAUGCUGCAGCAGAUACGGCUCGAGUGCGACCAUGUGAGAAGCGGCGUCUACAGUGGAAGGGCGACUUGUACCUCGCUCCGCUGACGACCACGGGCAAUCUGCCGUUUCGCAGGCUGUGUGCGUCGUUCGGCUCCGAUAUUCAUUGUGGUGAAAUGGGCAUGGCCGAGUCGUUCUUGCAGGGACAUGCGUCAGAAUGGAGUCUCGUGCGUCGUUGGGAGGGCGAGCGGAUCUUUGGCACUCAAGUGUGCGGCGCAAAGCCAGAGCUGCUAGUCCCGACGGCGGAAGUGCUUGCCAGAGAAGUCGGGCGUGGCCUGGACUUUGUGGACGUGAACUGCGGGUGUCCCAUUGAUCUUGUGUACAACAAGGGCGCAGGAUCGGCGCUUCUGGACCACGCGAACAAGUUGGGUCGGAUUGUACGCGGCAUGUCGGAAGCGCUGGGUGAGAUCCCGCUUACCAUCAAGCUACGCACUGGAACGACGUCGAAGCCAACGACCCACAAGAUCUUUGCACGUGCACAGACCGAGUGGGGCGUCGGUGGCCUGUCGCUCCAUGGCCGCUCACGCAAGCAACGGUACAAGAACGAUGCCGACUGGGCGUACAUACGCACCUGCGUCGACACGCUGCAUGACGCUGUGCGUACGUGGAAUGAGGAGCCACAGCAUGCGGACGAGCCCGACAUGGUGCCUGUGCCUGUGUAUGGCAACGGAGACGUGUAUGGCUGGCGCGACUAUUACGACCACUUGGAGCAUGCCCAUGUGGACGGCACUAUGAUUGCGCGUGGCGCUCUGAUCAAGCCGUGGAUCUUUACCGAGAUCAAGGAGCGUCGCGAUUGGGAUAUCAGCAGUCGCGAACGCCUCGACAUGAUCCGCCAGUAUGCGUCGUAUGGACUCACGCACUGGGGCUCCGAUACACAGGGCGUCAAUACGACGCGACGCUUCUUGUGUGAAAUGCUCUCGUUCACGCACAGGUACGUCCCACUGGGUCUGCUGGACCACAUUCCCGUGCGAAUGAACGAUCGGCCACCACCAUUCCAUGGCCGCGAUCCUUUGGAGUCGUUGCUGAGCAGUCCAAGUGCGCACGACUGGGUGCGUAUUUCUGACAUGUUCCUUGGUCCUGCGCCACCUGACUGGCACUUUACACCAAAGCACCGCUCCAAUGCAUAUGAGCAGCAAGGGUAA
Molecule: messenger RNA, 2301 nt
Organism: Malassezia globosa CBS 7966
Lineage: Eukaryota; Fungi; Basidiomycota; Malasseziomycetes; Malasseziales; Malasseziaceae
Exons: 1
Coding region: 1-2301 (766 amino acids)
Biological process (GO): tRNA processing
Molecular function (GO): metal ion binding; flavin adenine dinucleotide binding; tRNA dihydrouridine synthase activity
Source: RefSeq, a predicted model, not a curated record